ACACACACACCCCCACCCCCACUUUCUUGCAGCCAUCAUUCUCUGCGUCGGUGUGCAGCAGUGGAGAAGAUUCAACGCACAUUGCUACAGUAGGUAUCAUCAUUUUUCGGGAUCAAGACGAUGGAUGCGGGCUCCCCCGAAUCUAUUGCUGCAAAUACGGCGUGCGGGCUCGAUUUUUUAUUCCAAACGCAUCCGCAUCUUCCAUAUGUUCCACGGUGUCUUUGAAAGGGACCUCUGGAGGAAAUGAGAAGAAAGCUUUAUUUUGAUUCACGCCUGUCGCGAUGGAGGCAUCAUUAAGAAGACCUGUAAAUUCAAGAUCAAACACAGUUCGUUAGAUCAUUAAGGAUCAUUAUUAUUCUGCCUAAGAGGAAAGAAGCUGCAACCUGCAAUUUUUCUCCUAUGAGCACUGAAACACAAAGGAGGUCGAUCCGAACUUCGAUCCGAUGUGGGAGCUGUUCCCUUAAAUUCCCACAACCUCUACUCUUGCUUGGAUUUCAACAUUCAGUAAAAUCCACCAGGACAGAGUAUGCCAUCUGCACCUUUUCACAGAAUCCUGCGACCCCUUCUGCUUGGUACUUUUAUACUGGGAUGCUUUGUGACUCUGUUUUUGAUGUAUUUUAAACCAUCUACAAGCUGGUUAUCAGGUCCUGUAGAGUCAACAGUAUCAACAGACCGGGUCAAGAACCUCUUCUCCACCAAGAGUGAUAAAAACGUCACCACUGUGCUGAUCUGGCUCUGGCCCUUCGGACAAACAUACGACCUGAGCGUCUGCAGCUCUCUCUUCAGUAUUGAUGGCUGCUUCAUCACAGCAGACAGGAACUUCUACAAUAAGUCGGAUGGGGUUGUCAUCCAUCACCGAGACAUCAGUACUGACCUGUCCAAUCUGCCGCCACUCCAGCGACCAUCAUUCCAGAAGUGGAUAUGGAUGAACUUUGAGUCGCCGUCACAUUCAUCCCAGUUGGCUGGGAUAGAGAACCUGUUCAAUCUGACUCUCAAUUACCGUCAGGAUGCUGACAUUGAAGUGCCUUAUGGGUCCAUCGUAGCAGCAGAGGGGGAGGAGGAUUUUGUACCACCCAGCAAAAACAAGAUGAUCUGCUGGAUUGUGAGCAACUGGAACCAGGACCAUGUGCGAGUAAAAUAUUACAAUGAGCUGUACAAACACAUUGAGGUUCAUGCAUAUGGACAAGCCUUUGGGGAGUACAUCUCUGAUCAAGACUACUUCCCCACCAUCGCCAGCUGCAAAUUCUAUCUGGCAUUUGAGAACUCCAUCCACAAGGACUACAUUACUGAGAAACUGUACAACCCGCUCUCAGUGGGGACAGUGCCAGUGGUUCUUGGCCCACCAAGGCAGAAUUAUGAGAACUUUAUCCAGGGAGACGCCUUCAUUCAUGUGGAUGACUUCAGCUCGCCCAAGGAACUGGCUGAUUACCUGCUGCUCCUGGACAAGAAUGAGGAAAUGUACCUCAGGUACUUUGAGUGGCGGCGACACUUUAAAGUAAAGAAGGCCUAUUUUUGGGCAGAGCACACAUGCCUCGCCUGUGAUUAUUUGCGUAGGCACAAGGAAUACAAGGCAUUCAAUAACCUUGACAAGUGGUACUGGGGUGGCUAGAGAUUUGAAGGGCUGUGCAGUUCUUGUUAUGUUGUUGAAGGCAGUGCUUUAAGAUUUUUGUCCUUCGGUUAACACGAAGGUUCAUUGCUGUUCCAUCCUGAGCAGCUGAAUGGUGUUUUUCUAUUGGUUCAGAGGCCCACUAAAACAUUCACUUUUUUUUUCUUAUAAUUUUAUUUGCUGUCAAAUUUUGCUAAGCCUUACUUUGCCUUUUGAGUUAUUAAAUUAUAAUUUUGUAUUUAUUUUUUAUGAUUUACAAAUGCACUACUUUUUUUAUUAUUUCCAACCAUGUUUUGCUUAACAUGACCCCAUCUGCUGCUAUUUUCUUAUGAUUUUGUUUUAUUUUUUUUUAGUGUGAUUGCAUGAUUGUAUAAAUGUUCCUCUACACCAGAUAACAUUCACGAUGCAAGGUUGUUGUUUUUAUUAUUUUUUUUAUUUCUUAAAUAUUCAUAAAGUGUCACACAGCAGACAUUGUAAAAACGUUGGCUGGAGAAGGGGGCUGACAUAAAAGUGAAAAUAUUUAUCUUAAAAUUUUUCAAAUGAGGCAUUAUAUGAUUAAAAAAAACCAAUCUCAUCUGUGCUAGUGAUGAAGUCACCUAUGCAUUGUUUACUACACUUCAAUGUGAAAAUGGUUCAAUAGGGUCAUGUACAUACUGUGUAUUUUUGGAAUUAAUGUAGCUACUUUUUUUCCAUAUUUUUGUAAGUUUGCAUUUGCACUGCUAAUCAAACUGUUACUUAUCUUCACAUACCUACACUAAGACAGAUGGUCAUUAUUUAUGUGUCGUUGCAUUUGGCGAUCUUUACCCUGCUGGUGUCUGACAGAAGAGAUCACUGCUCUGUGAGAGGGAGGUUACUAUUUAUUUAAUAUUGCUGUGAAUCGUCUCUUGUAAUUUUGUGACGGUGUUUUGGAUACCACGUGGAUGAUGAUAGCACAGCACAGAGCCAUUGUACUGCAAUAUGAAACUCCCACACACCGCCUCGCAUUGCAUUUUAAUUUGAAAGGUCUGUCAUUUUUGACUGACUGCAGUAAGAAGAAAAAAGCACUAAAUGAACACGCAACAUAACCAUUUGAUUAAGCUAUUUACUUGAGUGCUGUAUUCUCAUCCCACAUUAUGACCUCAGAUGAAUACACUGAUAUUUCUUUCAUGGUUUCAGGCAGAUUUUGUCACAUGGGUAAAGUGAGUGCGAACUAAGAUGAAAUGAAACUGGCCCAGGUGUGAGAAAACAGUGAGAGAUGUGAUCUGUUUUCACGCUUACUGCAAAGUUAUCCACAUUUUUGUCGUACUCAUCAUAUGUCAGUGUUGUUCGGGUUGUAACCAUUUGCAUGUGAAAAAUGUGAUUGUGGAUUUUUUAUUUAUUUAUUUUUUAAAGGUCUACACCACACCCUCAAAAUCACGCCACAAAAAGACAGCACAGUAUCUGUAGAUAUCGCAUUGUAUUCAGAUGUCGUCGGAACAGCUAAUUCACUGAGCAAUGCAUUGCAACAGCACUCAGCAGCUAUUAACAGAGAUUUAUGUUUUUUAACAGAAAGUACUGUACAAGUUCUUGUCAACAUUUUAUGCAAGAUGAGCUUCUGUGUCAAAGUAUACACCGUGUGAGGUUGUCAGAUUAAUAUUUCUUCAAUUUCAAAGGGACCAUUUAUGUAAAAUAGGAUGAAACCAAUUAUUUUCUUAUGGAGUAUGGUUCCAAAUGCCAUAGUGAACCCUGUAUAUAAGCACUGUAGUGAACUGAAGCAGAAAUUGGAUCAAACCAGCCCACUAACACAAAUCAUUCCUUUAUGUCCAGCAGACAGAGGGAACUCCAGCAGAGUUGUAUAUAUUUUUCAUGUUAAAUCUCUUUAUAUCAUACAGUUGUUGUCUGGAAGUGACCGUGACUGCGCUGUACCUUUGUAAGUAAUGCCCGGUGCUUCAAGUGGCUGUGAACAGAGUUGAACGGAGAGACGCUUGAAAAAAGGAUUAACAGCGUCAGAAAUGACGCUUUUACUUUUGUGAGAUGGACGUUUUCAUCAAGAGAGGCACUUUUACAUUCAAGGAGUUUUUCUUUUUGGUUUUGUUUUUGUAUUUGGUGGUAAUCCUGUUGGCAUGACCUAAUUGAAAAAAAAGUUGUGCCAAAAUGCAGCAGAAAUACAGCACUUUUAUUCAUGUCGAGUUGUGUGACUCACUGUGCCGGUGGUCGUCUUAGAUGAAGCUAUUGUGAAUUUAUAAACUGUCCUCCAAGACCUCGGCCCAUCCCACAGGUUAACUAUGAAACUGCCAGUCAUGGUUUCAUAUUGUACAGUCCAAUUUCAUGUAUGAAAACAAAAAAGCUUUCUUGUCCAAUGUGGUUGGUGACUUUAAGAAACAAAAGUUUAUUUUUUUUAAUUUGAUCUUUUUGGGUGGUGUCUGUCUCCUCCAUCGUCUCUUUCUUUCUUUUUUUUUUUGCACAAAAACAAAGACAAGGAGCUGCGGCUUCUCUGUCCUCCUGCCUGAGUCUGUGAGUGGGUCACUGCUGCACCAGAGAGGAAUUCUCUAGAUGCUAUAUGACCUGGUAAAAAAAAAAAAAAAGCUGUAUCCUAGGUGGGAUGUUGUUUCUCCAGAAAUGCUCAUUUGAUACCAGUUCACUGAAAUAAUCAGUGAGUCAAUCAGUACUUUUAUUUUUCUUUGCCAAAUCAUUGUAUUUUGCCAAAUGUUGUUUAACUGUAUAUGUCUUAUAGUGUCAAAAUGAAAAUAAA
Molecule: messenger RNA, 4316 nt
Organism: Archocentrus centrarchus (flier cichlid)
Lineage: Eukaryota; Metazoa; Chordata; Actinopteri; Cichliformes; Cichlidae
Gene: fut9a
Product: fucosyltransferase 9a
Exons: 3
Coding region: 527-1609 (360 amino acids)
Cellular component (GO): membrane
Molecular function (GO): alpha-(1->3)-fucosyltransferase activity
Source: RefSeq, a predicted model, not a curated record